AAGGCCCAGCGAGUCAGCAGCUCCGGACUGUGGGCAAUGAGAAUAUUGCCCUCUUUUCUGGGAACGAAUCUCCACCACUUUCAGUUUCCGGUCUGUAUAUACAAUGUCUUUGGCACUGGCCCCAGCUCUAGCUUGUCUCAACUUUCUAGUCAGAGUAUUGAGCGAGGGACUUCUCGCCCUGCACCUUGUCAACAAAACGGCAGACCGCCUACGGCCCCGAACCGCCGAAUUACCAAACAGCCAUCAUCACCGACAAUACCUCACGUAUUGGAGAACCGAACGAUUACACAAAAUCAGGCACCUCUUGCAACCCAGCCUGUUAUUGAUGCGCCUACUCAGCAGCCAAACGCUAUCAGCGCACCGAAUACUCAAGCACAGCUCCCGAUUACCUCUAGCAAUCUUACCAACCGUGGCCUACCUACCUAACUCCAGGUUUGCGACCAGUUCGCUCAGCGCCAGAGAGUUCUUCCACACCGGCUCCUCCUCAAACCCAGCACCUGAAUCUUCUUGGGGCACUCGAGCACAAGCGAGUGAAACUCUUUCAGAGCCGGCUUUGCAAGCAGAGGCUUCAAGAUGUAUUCAACGAUGCGAUUGGUAGCACGGUCACUAAGGCCCGGAAGAUCGAGUGUUGAUGUUGCGCGAGCGGCGGCG
Molecule: messenger RNA, 651 nt
Organism: Neurospora tetraspora
Lineage: Eukaryota; Fungi; Ascomycota; Sordariomycetes; Sordariales; Sordariaceae
Exons: 1
Coding region: 104-598 (164 amino acids)
Source: RefSeq, a predicted model, not a curated record